Molecule: messenger RNA, 798 nt
Organism: Cuscuta epithymum
Lineage: Eukaryota; Viridiplantae; Streptophyta; Magnoliopsida; Solanales; Convolvulaceae
Source: the annotation of a GenBank genome assembly
AAGUUUUUUUGGGAACAAUUUUCAUUGAAUAAAAUAGUGAGAAAUAAUAGGGAGAGAGAGGAUUAUAUAUCAUUAAUUUGGACUCCGAAAUAUUUAUUAUUUAGUCAAUAAUAAAGUUCGAGGAUCACCUAAUUCUUCUGUUUAUUACUCUCCUAAUCACUGCCUAAAAAUUCUAUCCCUUAGACAAAAAACCAAAACCAGACAUUUCCUCCAACAAACGCCACCUUCAAAUUUCACGACGAUUAUCAUCGGAAAAACUUUUCCGAUAUUCAACCCUGCCAAUUCAGGAUGUCUGAACACCAAGCCAUUGACUAUGAACAUAAUGAUGAUAAAAGGAAGUUGCUUGUGUCACAAAUAUGCAUGGAGGCAGUAAAGAACUUCCCGCCGACCGCAGCGUCAAUGCCAUCUUCCCCGACGGGCCACCGGAAAACCUGCCUCUGCUCCCCCACCACUCACCCCGGCUCGUUUAGGUGCCGCUACCACAGGAACACCAAGCUCACACGCGCCACCAUGUCUGUCGCCUCCAAUCUCUCCGAGCUAGGAAGCGCUUCGGUCGCCAGCAAGCUCUCUGAGCUGGCCGCACGUAAAUAGGGGCCCGUGUAUGAGGUGACAUGUGGUUUCUAGAGAUGAGUCAUCAUUGUUGGACAAAUGAUGAUGAUGAUCUUCAUCUGUUAAAGAACUGUACAUUUUGAAGAACUUGUGUUUUUAUUAUGAUUGAUAUAUAAACUAUUUAUCUUCUUGUUCUUUCGUUUAUAACUAUGUUUAUCUUUGUAAUAAUAUAUGAUGCACAGUUUUGAC